Molecule: messenger RNA, 5804 nt
Organism: Thlaspi arvense
Lineage: Eukaryota; Viridiplantae; Streptophyta; Magnoliopsida; Brassicales; Brassicaceae
Source: the annotation of a GenBank genome assembly
CCUAAUUGCGCUUAUCCACUUGACUUUUUUUUUCCUCUUUUCUUUUUGUGAUUGACUUGACAUCUUUAUUUUAAUAAAAUCUUUUAUUUUUUUGUCGUCUAUUUUAAUAAAAUCUAACUUCUUGUUUUGUAGAUAAUGCACGGAGUAUUUACACCUGAUUAAUGUCAAUAGAAAAACCUUCACGCUACACACCCACCUCGCUUUCUAUAAAUAUAGGUUUUUCAGGGGACACCCAUACUCUCACCAGCUGCUUCUUGAAUAAUCUUUUUUAAUAACACAUAAACAAAACUAGUUUUUUGAGAGAUCGCUUACGAUGGCUUCUAAAGCAUUGCUUUUCUUAAGUCUCAUUGUCGCUCUUCUCAUAGUCUCUGAGGUGGCAGCUAGGGACCUCGCUGAGAACAAUGAAAUAGAGAAAGAAGAAGGAAAGCAAACUGAACAGUAUGGAGGGUAUCCAGGAGGAGGAUACGGUGGAGGCUACCCAGGUGAAGGAUACGGUGGAAACCGCGGUGGCGGAUAUGGUGGAAACCGCGGUGGUGGAUAUGGUGGUAGGAGCGGAUAUGGAGGACGUGGAAGAGGAUAUUGUCGCUACGGUUGUUGCUACAGAGGUUACUACGGUGGUUGCUCUAGGUGCUGUGCUUAUGCUGGUGAGUCUGUUCAAACUCAGGCAGAGAGUACUGAUCCAGGUCACUAAAAGUCAUGCAUAUGGAUUUCUCAUGCUGUGUUGGUCAAAUAAAAUGGAAAUAUAUAUAGUGAAGUACCGUGAUUGGAAAGUUAUUUACAAUUAAAGAUAUGCGAGUCUCGAAAUUUGUGCGUUUGUUGUUUGUGGUGUAAUAAUCUAUGUUUGCAUGAUAAAGUAUGCUUGACGUGUGUAUCACAAAAAUACACGAAAUCGUCAACAAUGAAAUAUAUUCAAGAAAGGUAAUCAUAUACACGUUUUUCAAAUAACUUCCUCAAUGACCACUAAGAUACUUCCGUAUAAUUAAAAUCAAAAAUAAAACACACUUAAAACACACUUUCAAAUAAUCACUUAAAGUUUCAUAUUUUCAUCACAAAGCCUAUUCACUUGAUACAAGAUAAGCUUCUUUUCUUUAUUUUCAUCGUUAUAUUUUUAUUAAAAUCUCGUCUUCAAAUUUUGUUUUGGGAUAAUUUAGUGAAUAACUUAAAAAUAAUUAUAAUUCAGUUUCGAAACAAUUUCUCUCUCUCUCUAUCUCUUUCUAUCUGUUUCUAUGAAAAAUGGUUAGUUUAUCAGUUAUUUUUCCUUUUUAGUUAUCCACCAAAAUUUUUCCUUUUUUCAUUUUUACGAUCUUAUAUUUCUUUUUCCAGUCAGAGUUGAUGCAAAAUUAUAUAUUAACGUAUUUAGGUUUAACUGUGAGAGACCUGACCACAAAGUAAUAUUUAGGUUAAUUAAUGGAUCUCCGACCCUAGUUUUCCCCGGAAAUUCUAACUAUUAACUUAAACCUCCGUUGAUUCAAGUUGCCUCCAUCUUGGGCUCAAGGCGAGAAACACAGAUGUGAUUUCAGCCAUCCACGCAUCUUCCUUCGAUGAUUCUUCAAGUUUCCAAUCCUCUGUUAAUUCCACAUUCUUAAUCUCUUGUAAGUUAUUUUUGCUGUGAUAACUGAAAGCUUUGAACUUUGCUUUAGGUUUUAUUCUACGAAUCAUCAAAAUUCACCCUUUUCUCCGCAACUUCUCCAACGAGCAACACAUGCUCUUCUGAUGUCUCAACAACACAAGUAAACACUUUUGACAUGUGUGUUCUUCUUUAUGCCUUGUCUUCUACUGAUUUCUUCAAGACUCUUUUUAAAAUCAUAACUUGAUUUCACAAAUCUUUUAACAGAAGCUCACCUCAAGUCAAUAACUCCUUAUUUAACUUUAGGUAAAUCAUUAUUUAACUUUGUAAAAUCAUAACUUAAUUUCACAAAUCUUUUAACAGAAGCUCCACCUCAAGUCAGUACCUCCUUAUUUAACUAUACAUUAGACUAAUACCUGCGUUACGCCGCGGAUUUCCAUUCCUAAUAUAUAUUCUCUAUUUAAAAAAAACUCUAUUGGUUAAAAGUAUAGUUAUUAGUGUUUCUAUGCGACUUAACCAACUAAUGAUGCUGAAUAUAUAUAUUUUUUGUCAUCUAAAUUUUAUUAAACUAUCAAAGUAUAAAAAUGAUUACAAAGUCAAUACAAAACAUUGAAAUACAAAUUAUUACAUAAGUAGAUAUAUGCGCCAUAUACUUAGACGAUAUAUAUAAAAAACGAAUUUGAAAUGUUGCUUUCUUUUGAAGAAAAGCCUUGCACGCUAACGGAAAUUGUGUGCUGUUAUUUUUCUUUUUCUAUAAUUGUCACUCGGUUACGAUAGGUAUGCCAGAUUGGCAUUGCUAUUUUUACUUUCCAAAUCGAACCGACAAAGGCUAUUGCAUCCAUUAAAUGUCCAUAUUGGCGUCUUUGCUGAUAGUGUAAACUUUAUAUUGUUUCCUCUUUGACUCCAUAUAUCCUUGCAUCCAUCCAAAGCUUCUUUCCAACUAUAUGGUGCAUGAAACGGAUCUGAGCAUGCGACUGAAAACAACUUGGGAUUGGUAUUCAAGAUUGACAAGUUAAAAUUUCAGGGAGGUGUUUUGGGUUUAAAACGAGAAACCGAUGCCCAGUUAAGUAUUCCACUAAAAACUGUAGGCAACGGGAAGAAACUGAUGAAUAUUACCACCAGAAAAACCCUCCCAAAAUGAGAGACAAAACAUUCUCUUCCAAUAGAUUUUUGGAACUGUAAGUAAAACCAUUUUCUUCACAACAUGAUUUGGCUAGUCCUAAUCUAAAUUCCAAAGGAAGGAAUGAAAGUACUAAAACACAUCGUAGUAGAUGCACUAUAACUAUGAAAAUCUGAAUAAUGAAAACUCCAAUUUUGUUCAAAAGGAAAGUCUUUGGUAUUGAUUUUUCAAAAAGAAUUGGAGUUAAACAACAAAAGAUGAAUAAAACAGAGGCAUAUGAAAAGGAAUCAAAGGCUAGAAUCAUCAAAUGAAGGAAAAUGCAUAAAACAAAAUCGAAUCGAGAGAAAAAACGGUUAUUGACAACAAACCCUUGUAGAUCCGAACAGGCACCGUGUACUAGUACCCAUCUAAAUAACAAAUCAGAAUAGAUUGUAAUCAUCCACUCAAUCAUAUAUGGAAUCACCGUCAUGUGUUUUUUUCUUGUAAAAACACCAUUUCACUAUCAUUAUCGAUGGAUUCUUUCGCAAUUCUUAUCCAAUUACAUUAUCGAUACCCAUCUUAAUGAUGUUUUUUUUUGUAUCACAUCUUGAGCUUGUACUAAAGAUACUUCGCCAAGAAGGACUUUAUACAAACUUAAAGAAGUGUGCAUUCUUUACUAAUAAGCUAGUUUUUUUAGGUUUUGUUUUAAGCUCGCAGGAUUUACAGAUUGAUGAUGAGAAAAUUAAGGUUAUAAAGGGGUGGCCAACACCAACAAGUGUCAGCCAAGUCAGAAGUUUCCACGGCCUAGCCAGCUUCUACCGCCGGUUCGUGAAGGAUUUUAGCAGUGUAGCAGCUCCCCUCACGGCUGUAAUCAAGAAGAACAUAGAGUUUGUAUGGGGAUAAGCUCAACAAAAGGCGUUUGAAGACCUUAAAGAGAAACUUACCAAUGCACCAGUCUAGAUCCUACCUGAUUUUGAGAAGACGUUUGAAGUGGAGUGUGAUGCAUCAGGAGUUGGCAUUGGGGCAGUACUAACUCAAGGAGGCAAGCCAGUAGCCUUUUUCAGCGAGAAGCUAGGAGGUGCCACGCUAAACUGUCCUACAUAUGACCGAGAGCUAUAAGCUCUAGUAAGAGCGUUGGAGACUUAGCAACAUUAUCUGAUGUCAAGAGUGUUUGUAGUGCAUACUGAUCACGAGACAUUGAAGCACCUCAGAGGACAAACUCACCUAAAGAAGAGGCACGCCCGUUGGAUGGAGUAUAUAGAGACGUUUCCCUACAUUAUCAAGUAUAAGAAGGGGAAGGAAAACAUUGUAGCUGACGCUCUAUCUAGAAGACAUGUUCUGAUCUCAACCAUGGAGGCUAAAGUUAUGGGGUUCGAAUACAUCAAGGAGCUAUAUGAUGAAGACAUUGAAUUGAAAGAUAGCUACAACGGUUGCAACAAUGGAGGACAAGGCAAAUUCUAGAUCUAUGAGGGUUUUCUAUUCCGAGAAAAGAGGCUUUGUAUUCCCCAUUGCUCUCUUAGGGAUUUGAUCGUAAGAGAAGCUCACGGUGGUGGACUUAUGGGGCAUUUCGGUGUAAACAAGACCUUAGCCAUCGUCAAAGAACACUUUUACAGGCCUCACCUCAAGAAAACCGUGGAAGCUCAUUGUGCUAGGUGCGUGACGUGCAAGAAAGCCAAGGCUAAAGUACACCCUCAUGGGUUAUACUUACCUUUACCCAUCCCCACGGCACCUUGGGUAGACAUCUCCAUGGAUUUCGUACUUGGGCUACCAAAGAUUCGCGGGAAGGAUUCCAUAUUCGUGGUGGUAGACCGCUUCUCAAAAAUGGCACAUUUCAUACCAUGUGCCAAGGUGAAUGAUGCUUCUCAAACGGCUGACUUGUUCUUCAAGGAGAUAGUCCGAUUACAUGGAGUGCCAAGAACAAUCGUUUCAGACCGGGAUAGCAAGUUUCUCAGCCAUUUCUGGAGAACCUUGUGGAAGAAGCUAGGAACAAAGCUCUUAUUUUCUACCACUUGCCACCCCCAAAUGGAUGGACAAACAGAGGUAGUCAACCGGACCUUGUCAGCUUUGUUGAGAGCAACUAUUGGGAGAAACAUGAAGAAUUGGCUUGAGUGUAUACCAUUCAUAGUGUUCGCUUACAACCGGGCACAAUAUUCAGCCACCAAGAUGUCCCCUUUUGAGAUAGUCUACGGAUUCAACCCUACCACGCCUCUAGACCUAACACCAUUGCCACCAGCCGAAGCAGUAAGUCUAGUAGGAGAAGAGAAAGCAGCGUUUAUCAAGAAGUUGCAUCAGAAGGCUAAAGAAAACUUGGAAAAGAGAACCGAGCAGUAUACAAAGCACGCCAACAAGGGGCAAAAAGAAGUUGUGUUUACACCAGGAGAAUGGGUUUGGCUACACAAGAGGCAAGAAAGGUUUCCAAACCAACGGAGCUCAAAGCUAAAACCAAGAUCUAUCCUAUCUCAAUGGUUGUUGAUCAGCGUGGGGGGGAAUCCCAGUAAGAAAUAGCUUGAGUUGUUGGUGGAAGUGACCUAGACAUAUUUCUAUUUAUAGGAGGAACCCCUUUUCUUCCGCUAGGUAAGUGGAUUCCUCUAGUCAACCAAUUUCAGGUGAACCCUAGGAACUGUCAUCCAAUCUAGAAGAUUAGCUCACCAGAACUCCUCAGGUUACGAAAACAAGGAGCUGGUCUCAGAAAAAGAAAAGGAGUGUGCUGACUUCAAGCAGAGGAGUAGCUAGUCAACCAACCAAGGACCAAUCAUCGGGUGAGGCAUUCCUCGGAUUACCUGUACUGUUCCUGGUCAAUGGAAGGGUCGGAGUGUGCUGAGCAGAAGGAGACGGCCCAUUCAAGAUCCUUGAGAAGAUCAAUGACAAUGCCUACCGUCUUGAACUUCCAGGUGAGUUCAAUGUAUCUUCUACUUUUAAUGUAUCUGAUCUAGCUCCAUUCCUUGCAGAUGAUCCUGUUUUGAGGUCAAAACCUAUUCAAGAGGGAGGGAAUGAUGGAGAUAUACAUGAAGAACCGGACUUAACCGAACCUCAAGUGAUAGAAGUGCCAACCAGAGCUAUUACUAGAGAAAGAGCAAGAGUGCUACAACACAAGUACAAUCAGGCCAUCAUGUUAGCCGGCCAACAAGCUGAUGAUCA